Molecule: messenger RNA, 1135 nt
Organism: Cuscuta campestris
Lineage: Eukaryota; Viridiplantae; Streptophyta; Magnoliopsida; Solanales; Convolvulaceae
Source: the annotation of a GenBank genome assembly
GAAAUUUCAUCCAAAUCAGAGAGAACAGAGAGUUGGAUUCUGUGCAUCGUUAAUUACGAGAAGAUCGAUUCCUCCACCGAUUGAUCUCUUAUAAGAUAUCCAAACCAGAGGAAUGGAGGAUGUAAGUUCCUCCACCCACCAUUACUACGACACCAGGCAUCUCGCAGAAAAGUUAACACGUUUAGAAGAAGAUUUUGCGGAUAUGAAAAAAGUCUUAAAGGAAGUGCAAUUAUCGUUAUUAUUGAAUCAGCCUAAGCCUGAAGCCAAGCAAGUGCACUCAUCUUCAUCAUUGAAUCAGCCUAAGCCUCAAGCCAAGCAAGUGCAGUCCAUAGUUAUCGAUGGCGCAAAUGGCGCGCGCCAUAGAUGCGCCAUUGGCGAUCUAGAGCCGAAACGCCAUGAAUUGGGCAGUGGCGGUCGAUUAUUGACGAAGCAGUAUCGGUCAUUUUCAUCAUUGAAUCAGCCUAACCCUCAAGCCAAGCAAGUGCAAUCAUCUUCAUCAUUGAAUCAGCCUAAGCCUAAAGCCAAGCAAGUGCAAUCAUCUUUAUCAUUGAAUCAGCCUAGGCCUAAAUCCAAGCAAGUGCAGUCAUCUUCAUCAUUGAAUCAACCUAAGCCUAAAGCCAAGCAAAAUCCUACAUAUGGAUACAUCUCCCCGGUCUUUAAGAAGCCAGAUCGACCCUAUACCAACAUUUUUUAUUAUGCACUUGCCAUAGGGUUUUAUAUCUUUAUCAUCCGUGAGCUGAUGUACACAAAUGGGGACAUGAUACCCUCGCGGGCUAUCUUUUAUCGGGAUACACAAAAACACAAAGAUGAGUGGCAGGAAGCUCCACCCCUGCGUGGGGAAACCCACAGUUAUUGCUUCUUUCAGGCCAAUGACAAGAUUUUGUUAAGAACAAAAGCACACACACACGAAUAGAAAGCAAGAAAGCAAUAGAGAACACGAGAUUUAACGUGGUUCGGUCUAAUCUGACCUACAUCCACAGGGGCAACUAGGGUUUGUAUUAUUGAGUGAUGAUGAUUACAAGUACAGGAGAUCAAAUAUAUAGACAACUAAUUAGGGUUUAACCCUUGCUGGACAAGUUAUAGCAAACUGGGCUUAAAACCAUUUGGGCCGGCCGAAACCCUAAUCUGGUCUCCU